GUAAGAAGUUGACAAUUCUAUCUGAAAUCUGCUACUUGUUACUGAAACAGGACCAAUCUGAGUUUUCUGAGGUUUUAUUAAUGUUAUUGAGUGAUUUUAGGUCGAGAAGAUAACAAUAUCACUCAAAGGCACAGACUUUCUGCCUUUUCUGCAUUAAGUACUAUCCAACCCCAACGAAAGAAACCAAAAGAAAUGUCAUACUUAAACAAAGACUCAAAAGUCCCCAUGCAUGACCAGAAGGAGGAGGGUUAUGAUAUGAGACUGCACCGAGAUGACAGAAAACACUACAAAGGACGAGGACUGCACAUAUACGAAGAGGAACAAUCCAGAGCUGUUCCAAUGCGCUCCUCUUCAGUAUACGGACGUCGUCCCCUUCCCGUUAUCUCCCAAACAGGCUGGCAGUACCCACCUGUGCCAGAAGACUACAGUCAAUAUAUCCCAAGGCGACACAAUACCAACUUAGAUAAACAACAAACUGUAAUAGCUUCACCAGAUGAAUCCAGUUGCAUUCUGCCCAGGGCGGAUUGGGAAAGAAUCCAGUCUUUAUUAAACCAGCCCAAGGCCAAAAUGUACACCAGGCAAGAAACGGUAGACAGCAAUGCUUUCCAUCAGGUUUCCAAAGCAGAGAACAAAAUCGUGAAAGCCAGAAUAGGAGAGCUACAAGCAGCAGCAAAACUUGAGAGGCAGACAAAGGAGGAAUAUUUGAAAAAGCUUGCUGCAGAGGAGGUGGAAUUAAAGAAAAAGGAAAAGCAGGAAGCUAUCGAAGAAGCCAAUACUAAGAGGCUUUACCAGAAUGGCUCUGUCAGAAAAUUUAACAAUGGAAUCUUAAAGACACAGUUGCAGACAGAGAAUGAGAUACUCAUAGAAAUAAAAAAAGAAAAACAAAGACUUGCUCAAGAACAAGAAAGACAGUAUGUUGUGGAGAUUUGGCGUAGAGUGGAAGAAGCUCUGAUACAAGAGCAAAAGAAAGCUUCCCAGAAACAGCUUAACAUCCAGUCUGUGGCAAACCAUUGCAUUGAGCAAAUCAACGUAAAGCAACAGCUAAGAGAGGAUGAGAGACAGCAGGAGAAGGAAGAGAGAGAUAGACUCCGGGCCCUUGCUGCUUUGCAUGCACAGGAGCUAAGACAUGAGGAAGAGAAAAUGGUGGAUUCACAUAAAAGCAGUUUGCAAUUUCGACAAAGGGAAAUCUCCAGUAAAAUCCUUGACAGAGAAAAGGAGGCACAGAAACUGAUUACGGAGGAGGUCAAAAGACAACAUGCUCAGUUUGACAUGGAAGAAAAGCUGCAGCAAAGAAAAAUUCACCAGGCUGAAAAGCUCAAAAAGCUUCAGGUACCAAAAGAAAUUGUGACAGAAAAAUUGGCAGUCAGUAAAAAGAAGCAGGCUGCCACAUCGACUCAUGAGGAGUCGAAAAUAUCCAAGGCGAUGGCUGAGCAAGAUGCUAAAGUGGCAAAGCAGCAAAAGGACAAGGAGAAGAAUAGGGCUGCUAUGCUCAAGUCAAUAAAUGCUCAGAGAGAAAGAAAGGUACAGGAGAAAGAGCAGAACAAGAAAGAAGAGCAACAGAGCAAGAUGGACUGGUUUCAGGCCCACAAAGUGUCUGACAGGUUGUUUCUAGAACAGAAAAAACAAAAGGCUAAGAGGAACAAUGACAAUAAAAUCAAUUGUCGAGACACCAAUGCCACCAUGACGGCUGAAAAACACGCCCGUCUUGAACACCUGAAAAGACAUGAUCAUGAUGCUGCACAAAAGCAAGCAGAACAAAUUUGUGAGAAGGAGAAACAACUCCAGCAGUAUGUCAAAAAGGCUGCAGACAAAGAUGUUCAGCAACUUUUAGCUGCAAGCACAGGAAGGCGUGGUGUUAUUUCUGAGAGGGGGGAGCCCGUCUACUAUAGCAUAACAAGUGAUGAACCAUUGCCCAGAUUUGCCACUGACCAGACGCGUUUUGUGAAACGGUAUCAGGAACACAACAGCCUGCAGCUCAACAUGGAUAUGAAGCCUGUACAUUUGCCACCUAUUGCCAGAGCAGCCCAGGUAAAGUCCAACAACGCUUUAGCAGCAAAGGAAGUUACAGUACGCCUUUGUUCUACAGCUGGUGCUGGGGUGUCCCACGCACGUGAAGCAUUACCCAGAUUGAGCACUGCUAAACAGCGCUUGACACGUGACGAGCUGCAGCUAACUUACAAAGAGGACAGUAUGGUUGACCAGCAGACCCGCUUACCACCUAUUUCUACAAAAGAAACACCUGCAGAGAAACACUGUCUCCCUAGGGGUGAGAAGGGGUUGCAAUACCGUUUUGAGACGGGUGAAUCAUUGCCCAGAUAUGCCACCGCGCAAACUAGGUACAUUAAACAACGCCAGGAGCACAAUAAUCUACUGUCCGGGUGGCCUUAAAUGGCCAGCUACAACAUUUCACAAAUCAAUCCUCUACAUUUCCUCCUUUUCCUCUUUCUUCUCUCCCUUCAUUUAAAUGUCUUCUUAUUCUUUUUCUAUUUUCCUUUCUUCAGGACAACAUUAGUGGUGAGCACUGAUGCCUAACAGCGAGGUUCUGUUGGUCCAGACCUUUUUUUGUGGCAUUCCAUGUUCUUGCCAUGUUUGGGUGUACUCUGGGUGAUUAGG
Molecule: messenger RNA, 2613 nt
Organism: Perca flavescens (yellow perch)
Lineage: Eukaryota; Metazoa; Chordata; Actinopteri; Perciformes; Percidae
Product: trichohyalin-like
Exons: 1
Coding region: 193-2388 (731 amino acids)
Cellular component (GO): axonemal microtubule
Source: RefSeq, a predicted model, not a curated record